Molecule: messenger RNA, 786 nt
Organism: Solanum verrucosum
Lineage: Eukaryota; Viridiplantae; Streptophyta; Magnoliopsida; Solanales; Solanaceae
Exons: 4
Coding region: 122-784 (220 amino acids)
Cellular component (GO): myosin complex
Molecular function (GO): cytoskeletal motor activity
Source: RefSeq, a predicted model, not a curated record
ACGCCAGCUGUGCACGCUCUCUCUUGUUACCGGCAAAUCAACAAAAUCAACAAACUUUCAGACCUCGCCACUUCCGCCAUCCAUUUCUUCGCCGGCACUUCCCCCCUCAACAUCUCCGGCGAUGUCACGUUAUCUAUCAAAUAGGGGAGGAACUCAAGCACAAAAGGUUCGUUUCGAUGAAGAAGCGAUUCCCGACGAGGACGAAGUAGGUGGGACUUUGAAAUUGAGGCCCUCCGAUAGCAACAUCACGGAAGAUCAAGAGCCUUUUAUGGGAGUUAAAGUCCGUAGAAAAGCUUCUAUUCAUAGAGAUUAUAUCGGUGACUAUGUUGAUGUGCCUUCUCGACCUUAUCUCAUGAGGAUUCUCGAAAAGCAAGGUGACAAAAAGGUUCUGUUUGCUGACACAGUUCUGAAGUUUACAAGCACAGGGAAGAUGAAGCGGCGCAUUCUCCUUGUAACUGAUUUCGCCAUUUACAUUGUAGACCCAGAAAGUGGUGCACUUAAACGGCGGAUUGCCCUGGCAGCUGUUGAGAAGCUCUGUCUGAGUGAAUUAAGUGAUAAUUUCCUUGCAAUUAUCAUUCCGACUGAGUACGAUCUGCUCAUGGCCAGUACUCGGAAGACAGAAAUAGUAACAAUCUUAGUAGAUGCUACCAAGAGUCAAUCUGACUAUGAACUUGAUGUUCUCUUUUCUAAUAGGUUUGAGUACAAUGCAACUUCUGAGCUUGUUAAAGAAGUUCAAUUUGAGCAAGUUGAAGCUGGUGUCAAAACAAGAAUCUCACGCAAAUGAAC